CAAGGAGGAGAAUCUUCCUAUUCCUCCUCAGCUGAGGAACAAUGGCAAGAUUCUGGCAGGCCCCACAACUCCUGUUGGCCAUCUUUAUGGCCCUGGUGGCCCACACCUACCAAGUAAGAAAGAAAACCUUUCUGAGUGUUGGAGAAGUGUCUGCAUCAGACCCUUAUGUGACAACCACCAUGCAGUAUUUGAGCGAUGACUUCAACAAGAAGAGUAACGACAAGUACAAUUUCCGGAUUGUGCGGCUCCUGAAGGUCCAGAAGCAGAUUACUGACCAUAUGGAGUUUCAUGUGAACAUGGAAAUGCGGCGGACCACCUGUCAAAAGCUGGAGACUACUAAUUGCUCCUUUCAGGAAGGGGAGCUUUACAAGCAAAUUGAGUGCUUCUACUCAGUGUUUGUUGUUCCCUGGUUUGAAAAGUACAAAAUUCUGAACAAAAACUGCACCGAUGACUAG
Canis lupus familiaris (dog) is the source of this 455-nucleotide messenger RNA. It is a transcript of the gene CST11, whose product is annotated as cystatin 11. The coding region runs from base 42 to 455 and encodes 137 amino acids. The transcript is spliced from 3 exons. Gene Ontology annotation, molecular function: cysteine-type endopeptidase inhibitor activity. Gene Ontology annotation, cellular component: cytoplasm; nucleus; sperm head. Lineage: Eukaryota; Metazoa; Chordata; Mammalia; Carnivora; Canidae. Gene Ontology annotation, biological process: defense response to Gram-negative bacterium. The record is from RefSeq and is a predicted model, not a curated record.